AUGUCGCAAGAAGAAAAGAUCGACAACAAGGCAGAAGAAUCUUCCUGGCAUGAGGCUCCUACACAAGGCGAACCUGUUAAUCCUCAAAGCCGCAAAGUUAUUGUCGUUCUUGAAAACGCUUCAUUGGAAGCUGCUCGCUUGGUUGCUUACAGACACGACAGCAAAAUGCAGCUGCUAAAUUGCGAUGAACAUCAAUCUAUCCUAAAGAGACUUGGCAGAGAUAUUGCUGAUGCUAGACCUGAUAUUGUCCACCAGUGUCUCUUGACUCUAUUGGAUAGUCCUUUGAACAAAUCUGGUCAUUUGGAAGUUUACAUCCAUACGGCCAAAGGAGUCGUGAUCAGAAUCAAUCCUGAAUGCCGUAUACCAAGAACUAUUAAGCGCUUUUCUGGAUUAAUGGUUCAAUUGUUAGAAAGAGGAAGCAUUUCAAGUGAUAUAGAGGGACACACAAAGCUACUGGAAAUCGUACCACCUCCUGUUGUUCAAUAUUUACCUGAAGGUUCCCGAAAAAUAGCUCUGUCAUGGAAUGCACCCAAAGUUCGUUUGAGAGAGUUCUUUACAGAUAUCCCAGAUUACACUCCUAUUGUAGUUGCUGUUGGAGCCAUGGCAAAAGGACCAGACAGUUUUGCUGAUGAGUAUGUUACAGAAAAGAUUGGUAUCUCAUCUUACGCUUUGUCGGCCUCAGUAGCUUGUGCCAAAGUCUGUUGUGCUUUUGAGGAUCUUUGGGAUAUUAUGUAG
Molecule: messenger RNA, 735 nt
Organism: Mucor velutinosus
Lineage: Eukaryota; Fungi; Mucoromycota; Mucoromycetes; Mucorales; Mucoraceae
Product: Phosphatidylinositol:ceramide phosphoinositol transferase (IPC synthase)
Exons: 6
Coding region: 1-735 (244 amino acids)
Biological process (GO): rRNA base methylation
Cellular component (GO): small-subunit processome; nucleolus
Molecular function (GO): rRNA (pseudouridine) methyltransferase activity; rRNA binding
Source: RefSeq, a predicted model, not a curated record